GCAGCGGUAGGAGGUCAGCUCAGACCUGCACUCGCCGACUGCUCUCCUCCCCCAACUUGAGAAAUACUUGUUUUUGCUCAAGUCGUGGUUGCUUAGUUUGUGGUUUCCGUGCGCUGCUUGCACAGCGUGCGCCACUCGGUUCUCUGCUUCUCUUGUUGCUUUGCUUGUCUAAAUCCCUCGAGGCCUUUCCACUUUGCAUCGAUUGCUCUGCCGCUUCGAGGUCAUGGUUUGAGGUUUCCUAGGAUCCAUAUGCACGAGUUUGCGGUACUGUGUGGACUUUGUCGGUAGCUUGAGAGAUUUGGCAUCAGGUGCUUGUUGGUAGUUUCUUGACGUGGGGAGGCGCAGGCAACGGAGAACGUUGGGACGAGCUACCAAGGAAGCAAAACCGCCUCAUGGAUUAGGUUAGGGAGAUGCUUGUGAGAUGUGAGAGUGUUUAAUUGACAUUGUGGGCUCCAACAAGCGAAUGAACGCUUUGAGAAUUGGACACUGGAAUGGAUCUGGUGCACAGCAGGGUGUGAGGCGCAUUGUUUUCUAUCACUCUACAACGGGAGCAUCCUUGGCGGGGGCUUAGAUUCCGUUGCUGGCAUCAUGGAGGAUGCUUUUCGUAACAUGGCCAUAUCCGACCAGAGGGGUCGCAUGCCGGGUGGGAAUGCAAGAAGAGAUAGAAUAGAGCUUGCUGGACCAUCAAGGAGGAGUGAAAGGGCACUUGUUACAGAUGUGCUAGAGGCGAAAGUGGUCGUUGGCUUAGAUUUUGGCACAACUUAUACCGGAUUUGCGUAUAGUUUCAAAAAAUCUGGGGGGAGAGAUAUCUAUACCUUCUACGACUACGCAGCGAUGCCAAAGCCCUACUGCAAAACCAUGACUGUUUUGUACUAUAAGCCAAGCAGGGAGCAUCCUGGCGGGUGGCGGCUUCAGUCGUGGGGCCACCCUGCACGCAUAAAUUUUGAUCAAGACUAUAAAGCACUUCUUAGGUGGGAAUCGUUGAACAACGGGGGAGCGGUAGUCAAUUCUCCAAAGCCCGUUGUGGGAUCUUUCCUCACAAGAUUUAAACUAAUACUGGCAAUGAAACAAGACGCCCCGCCAAUAGUCAAACCCUUGCCGAGCGGUUUGACGGUUGAUCGUGUUAUAACAGAUUAUCUGCGCGAGAUUGGAGGAUUGGUUUUGGCCACUCUCCGGAAAACUUCCGCGGGCCUUACAAAGCAGGAUAUUCAGUGGUGCAUUACAGUACCAUCCAUAUGGGACAACUCCGCCAAAGAAAGAAUGAGAAACUGUAUGAUCGACGCUGGCCUUGUAGACGGCGUUGACGGGAGCCCCCACCCGCUCAUGAUUGUGCUUGAGCCAGAGGCGGCCUCUUACCACUGCUACAAAUACUUGCGAAAUGGCGUGUUAAACACUGGGGACAGGGUUUUAGUGGCAGACAUCGGCGGUGGAACCGCCGAUCUCGUCAUGCAGAAAGCUCUCGAUGUUGGCGCGAAUUACCGGGUUGAAGAAGUGACACGAAGCUCCGGGGGUCUUUGCGGUGGCAUAUACGUCGACUCGGAAUUUCUCUCUUACCUGCAUCGCAGAAUAGGCCCCUGCUUGAAGGAAGUCGCAACUAGGAGCCCAGGGAUCACCCAGCUUCUCUUGAGGAAUUGGGAAACAUUGAAAGUCGGCUUCAGUGGAUCAGGCGAUUCCGUAGAGUUAGACCUUCCUCGACAAUUGGCUGACCAAUGGGAGAAAUACGACAUGGAGAUGGGCUUUGAAAGAAAAGAGGAUUACGGCGAAGUGGUCAUUUCGGACAUAGAUCUGGAACAAAUUUUCAGGCCCGUGGUAGAGAGGAAUCUCAGCCUUAUAGCCGCGCAGCUGGAUCAAGUGAAGGCCCCCGUGAAGGUCUUACUCGUGGUCGGCGGGUUCAGCUCCUCCCUAUACCUUUUGAGGAGAAUUCGGGAAGCUUUCAAGGAUAGAGUGCCGCACAUCUUCAGCCCUGAGAAUCCUGGCAGCACAAUCUGCCAAGGAGCCGUGGCCUUGGCAUUUAGACCUGAAGUCGUUGUUAACAGGAUCUCCCGGGUGACUUACGGGGUAGCAUGCACCCGGAACUUCGAGAAUGGAAUCGAUCCACCCGAAUUCGGUAUAGAGGUAGAUGGGGCACUUAGGUGCGAGAACCGGUUCAGCGUCUUCGUGAAAAAGGGGACUUCCGUGAGAGCCCAGCAGCCGUUCAGGAAGGUAUACCGACCGGUGUUUCAUGGCCAGACUAAGAUGACCUUCGAUCUGUACAGCUCCACCGAAGAGGAACCCAGGUACACAGUAGGCGAUACUGUCAUGAAAGAAGGCACGGUAGAGAUCGACAUAUCCUCAGGUUUAGAGCUUGGAAGAGAUCGUCAAGUGGAGCUUUCUCUCUUCUUCGGCCGCACUAGCAUUGAGGUCAAAGCAGAAGCGAUCAAUUUCGCCAAUUUCGGUGAUCAACACAUCGAUCUCCCAGUUAAAUUCGGGUAUGCUUGAUUAGGCACUGCUGAGGUGGGUAGUGUCUGUCUGUAUUAUAUGUCCCCACCCCUGAAUCAUUUGUUUCACACAUUCUAAUCACAAGGCUUAUCUUCAUGAUCUGAACUGAACUUGUGAACUGCACAACAGAAAUGGUAUCAGGUGUGAACCACGGUACAUGUAAACGUAAGGGAUUAGUUUCAGCGAAGGAGUUGCUUCUGUUCGCCUUUAACUGUUAAAGUAGUCGAGAGGCUGUCGAGUUUAGCAGACAAACGGGAAGCUUUAGAAUUGACGGUGAAGUGACAAGGUUUCAAUGACAAAAUGUGCUUGUUAGAUUGGAUGGAAUGACACCAAUUUUUUUCAAACACGUGAAUCUGAAACCCCUUGUUUACAUUUGCUUAUUUAUUUAUUUAUUUAUUUUAUUUUUA
Molecule: messenger RNA, 2885 nt
Organism: Physcomitrium patens
Lineage: Eukaryota; Viridiplantae; Streptophyta; Bryopsida; Funariales; Funariaceae
Molecular function (GO): ATP-dependent protein folding chaperone; ATP binding
Source: RefSeq, a predicted model, not a curated record